Molecule: messenger RNA, 705 nt
Organism: Miscanthus lutarioriparius
Lineage: Eukaryota; Viridiplantae; Streptophyta; Magnoliopsida; Poales; Poaceae
Source: the annotation of a GenBank genome assembly
AUGAUACGGCGACGUAUACGGGAGCGGCACCAGUACCUGUACUCCAAGAGCGUCGAGGCCUCCCAGCGUGCGCUGUUCGAGAAGAAGCGCCGCAUCAGGGCGGCGCUCGAGGAGGGCAAUCCCAUCCCCACCGAGCUCCGCAACGAGGAGCACGAGCUGCGGAGGCAGAUCGACCUCGAGGACCAGGAGCCUCGAGGUCCAAAUGGUGCAUUGCAUUCAGCUAACCGCCGCGAUCUGGUUAUCUUCCUAGGAGCUGAAGGUCGUCUUUCCCAUGUCACAGAGAAUGAACCGUGGCGGCCAGAUCUUAUUUUGGUCCAUGAACAUCGUGGUAAACCUGAUGGUUUGAUCGUCUCCCAUCUACCGAAUGGUCCAACUGCAUACUUCGGGUUGCUCAAUGUGGUGACACGGCAUGAUAUUAAAGGCAGGAAGGCAAUGGGAAAAAUGUCAGAAGCAUACCCCCAUUUAGUACUUGACAACUUCUCAACCCAGAUUGGUGAAAGGACUGCCACUAUUCUCAAGCACCUCUUUCCUAUGCCAAAGCCAGAUUCAAAGCGAAUAAUUACUUUUGCUAAUAGAGACGAGUACAUAUCUUUCAGGCAUCAUGUAUAUGAAAAACCCGGCGGCCCCAGAUCGAUGGAUUUGAAGGAGGUUGGCCCACGGUUUGAGAUGCGGCUGUACCAGAUCAAGCUAGGAACUGUGGAAUAA